UGUGUGUGUGUGUGUUGCAGUGUGGAAGGUGAUGCUCCAGGCAGCGAGGUGGGCGCCUCUGUGGACCCCAGCAGCGGCUACAGUUGCGUCCCAGUGACCCACAGUGGUGGGCUCGGCCCCAGCCACCUGGACAACCAGUUCUACGGUCACAUCUUGCUGCCCGGCCACCCACGGCCCCGCCGACCUAAGCUCCAGCACUCCCAGUCUAUCCUCCGCAAGCAGGCAGAGGAGGAGGCCAUCAAGCGGUCCCGCUCACUGUCAGAGAGCUAUGAGCUCUCAUCAGACCUACAGGACAAGCAGGUGGAGAUGCUAGAGCGUAAAUAUGGUGGCCGCUUUAUAACUCGGCAUGCAGCCCGCACCAUCCAGACAGCUUUCCGCCAGUACCAGAUGAACAAGAACUUUGAGCGUCUUAGAAGUUCUAUGUCUGAGAACCGUAUGUCCAGACGGAUCGUCCUAUCCAAUAUGAGAAUGCAGUUUUCCUUCGAAGGACCUGAAAAAGUCCACAGCUCCUACUUCGAGGGAAAGCAGGUCUCACUAACAGAUGAUGGCACCAAAAUCGGCACACUGGUGCAGUCAGAGCAUGGUGAGGAGAUGGGGGUACAGGCUAAGACCCCCACGACACAGAGUGACUUCACAGACGCUAUCACAGAACUAGAAGAUGCCUUCUCUAGGCAGGUCAAAUCUCUAGCUGAGUCCAUAGAUGACGCUCUAAACUGUCGCAGCCUACAUGGUGACGAUAGCCAGUCUGAGCCAGGUAGAGGCCACCAGGAUAUGGACAGGGAGGUUAGUUGCCCGGUGAAACCCUCCCACAGCGCCUCAGAACACCGAAAACUAGACGAAAUGACAGCAUCUUACAGCGAUGUCACCCUUUACAUCGAUGAAGAGGAGCUGUCACCACCCCUGCCUCUGUCUCAGUCUGUAGACCGACCCUCCAGCACAGAAUCAGACUUGCGUCAGCGUUCCCUCAACUCCUCCCAGGACUACUGGUCCCUGGCCCAUAAGGAUGAGAAAGGGGACACGGACACCAGCUGCCGCAGUACACCGUCCCUGGAGUGCCAAGAGCAGCGUUUGCGGGUAGACCACCUACCCUUACUGACCAUCGAGCCCCCCAGCGACAGCUCUGUAGAGCUGAGCGAUCGCUCUGACCGAAGCUCUUUGAAGAGACAAAAUGCCUAUGAACGGAGCAUCAGCAACCAACAGAGCAGCCCCAAACACAUCAGCCACAGCCUGCCACCCCGAGGGCCUUCCAGAGAAGACGACAGCACUCGCCAUCGGCCACGACAACUGGAGGCCCACCUGGCCAUCAAUGGCACUGCAAACCGCCAGAGUAAGUCAGAGUCUGAUUUCUCUGAUGGUGACAACGACAGCAUCAACAGCACAUCGAACUCGAACGACACCAUCAACUGCAGCUCCGAGUCCUCAUCCAGAGACAGUCUGAGGGAGCAGACACUCAGCAAGCAGACGUACCACAAAGAGACUCGCAACAGCUGGGACUCGCCUGCAUUCAGCAAUGAUAUCAUCCGCAAGAGGCACUACCGCAUCGGCCUCAACCUCUUCAACAAGAAACCAGAAAAAGGCAUCCAGUAUCUGAUAGAGCGAAACUUUGUUCCAGACACUCCGGUGGGUGUGGCCCACUUCCUGCUCCAGAGGAAGGGCUUGAGUAGACAGAUGAUUGGAGAGUUCCUGGGUAACAGGCAGAAACAGUUCAACCGAGAUGUCCUUGACUGUGUGGUGGAUGAAAUGGACUUCUCAGGUAUGGAGCUGGAUGAGGCGCUCAGGAAAUUCCAGGCACACAUCAGAGUCCAGGGAGAGGCGCAGAAGGUUGAGCGGCUGAUAGAGGCCUACAGCCAACGCUACUGCAUCUGCAACCCUGGUGUGGUACGCCAGUUCAGGAACCCAGACACCAUCUUCAUCCUGGCCUUUGCCAUCAUCCUACUUAACACCGACAUGUACAGCCCCAACGUCAAGCCUGAGAGGAAGAUGAAGCUGGAGGACUUUGUUAAGAACCUUCGAGGAGUGGAUGAUGGGGAGGACAUCCCUCGAGAGAUGCUGGUAGGGAUAUAUGAGCGGAUUCGAAAGCGGGAGCUCAAGACUAAUGAAGAUCAUGUGUCCCAGGUUCAGAAAGUGGAGAAACUUAUUGUAGGGAAAAAGCCGAUUGGCUCUUUACACCAUGGUCUGGGCUGCGUACUAUCCCUUCCCCACCGGAGGCUGGUCUGUUACUGCAGGCUUUUUGAAGUGCCAGACCCCAACAAACCACAAAAGUUGGGUCUGCACCAAAGAGAGAUCUUCCUCUUUAAUGACCUGCUAGUGGUUACUAAAAUUUUCCAGAAGAAAAAGAACUCUGUGACGUACAGUUUUCGGCAGUCCUUCUCACUUUAUGGCAUGCAAGUGCUGCUCUUCGAGAAUCAGUAUUAUCCCAAUGGAGUCCGGCUGACCUCAGCCAUUCCUGGAGCUGACAUCAAAGUCCUCAUCAACUUCAAUGCUCCCAACCCUCAGGACCGCAAAAAGUUUACUGAUGAUUUGCGUGAAUCUAUUGCUGAAGUCCAAGAGAUGGAGAAGUACCGAAUAGAAUCUGAGCUGGAAAAACAGAAGGGGGUGGUGAGGCCCAGCAUGUCCCAGAGUUCGGGGUUAAAGAAGGAAACGGGCAACGGCAACCUGAGUCGAGCAAGCCUCGACGACAGCUAUGCCAUCGGUGAAGGUUUGAAGAGGAGCGCCCUUAGCAGCUCCCUGCGUGACCUCUCAGAUGCAGGCAAGCGUGGGAGACGCAGCAGUGCAGGAUCACUAGACAGCAAUAUGGAAGGGUCCAUCAUUAGCAGUCCUCACAUGCGGCGGAGAACUCCCUCCAGCCGAGACUGCCCGUCGCGCCACAGCGGCCAGUCUCUGCCCAACUCCUCCUCACUUCUGGGUUCUCUGUUCGGCACCAGGCGGGUGAAGUCUCCCAGCCCCACCCCUCAGACCCCACACCCUACCCUCAUCUCCCACACCCCGCAUCCCACCAACCUGCACCACACAGCCCGGGUGGAGACGGACGCUCCCGUCACCAUGCACCCGCACCACGCCCAGUUCUGCCACAUGACCCAGAACCCCCCGCCUUACCACCACCACCACCACUACCACCCGCCGGCCCACUUGCAGCACCCGCCGCACCAGUACCACCCGCCCCCUUCUCACGGCCAGCAGCCCCCGUUCCCGCCUCACUCUCACACGCAGCACAGCCACGGGAGCCACCCGACCCACCCGGCACACUCCUCCCACCCGACGCACGGCCCUCACCACCACGGCCAGCCGUCAGCGCCGUCCCAGGCCCCCGGCAGCACCAAGCCCAAGCACAGCGGCAUCAGUACGGUGGUGUGAGGCGCGAGGGAGCCUCUCUCCGGGCUCACUGACUGAACUUUGAUUUUACUCCGAGGCUCUCAGCUGAUGAUACGGUCGCACUGUGCAUCGCUGGUCUGCUUCUCCAGGGAGAUGUGAAGCUAGACGAGAUUGUGUGCCUCCUUCAGCGUUUUUUUUUUUUCUUAGAGGGCAGUUUAUUCAACACAGUUCUUUUCCGGUUGCUCAUUUCAGAUCAUAAUUCAUGCCUCAGGAGCAACAGACGACAACGCAAGAGCAUGCACAAAGACCACACCUACUGUUUCUCCUCAGUAAAUUAAAGGAACAUGAUCAAAUAUCUCGCUUACUAGUACUUUACAGAAGAAGUAAAUAGUAAUCUCGACUUUAAUGUCUACAAAGUGAUUUUAACUAGGAUGGUUUGGCUGAACAGACAGACAGACAGACAGACAGACAGACGGUCAGCCUCAGCAGUAGCUGUACGAGUAUUUAAUGUAGCGGUAGCUCACAGUGCACUGUGAUAUCUCUGUUAGCAGUGAUAAAUGUGCCAAUUAUCGAAGCAUUUACUAAUUUAGUCACAAAAAUUGCUUUAUGUAUAUUGUGCAUAGUAUUUUGUAAAAUAAUAUCAACUGUUAUAAUUAUUAUUACAGAACAAAUGGCAUCAAUUACAAAUCUCAGUAUUAUACUCGCACAUAGGGGCCGUAGUUUCACUGUUAAGAGACCAAUCAAAGCUUUCAUUAGGCAACGCAGUACACUGGAAUACUACUGUAGACGGUUGCCUUUGAGUUAGAACUCUGUUAAGAUCGCUGAAGGCCGGCGAAGACCUGCACAAACGGCCUGCGUAUACCUUCAUCCACUUACACUCGUCAUCGGUUCACAGUCGCGUCUCUGUCUCCGCCGUGGAAAAAGUAGCCACGGCGAGCUGCUGAGCAAAACAGAUUCAUCCGAAUGUCCGCCCCCUUCAGUACUAAGCUGCUCGUCCGCUCGUCAUUUUAUUUUUCUAACUACUUUUUCAGAGUCUAAUAAACAUUAUCAAAUGCUUUGUAUGUUGUCCUGCAGCCUGGUAGGAUUCUACAAGCCCGAUCCGCAGGAGGAGGAAGUGUAUUUUUUUUUUUUUAAAUUUUGUUUGUGGGAAGUGGAAGGAGUCGAAACUGUGCAGAAGGGAAACAGCAACAUGACUGUCCAAGUGUCUCUCCUGACGUGGAAGCUCUCAGCUGGCUGAGUGUGCCCUGUCCCUCUCUUUCGGUUUCACCGUGCGUCUCUCUUGAGCAGCGAGAGUGUGCGCGGUGCAGUGCUGUUUACUCCCUCCAUCUGACUUUUUUUUUCUUCCCUCAGAGCCGCACGGACGAACACAGUAUAAAAAUCAAUAAUUAUCAUUCUGUGACGGCGUCGGCGCUCUCAUGCUUCACUCACCGCAAAUUUUAUAUCAAUCAUCAUUCUAGACAUAUUAUAGGACGGCUGGUUGUACCUCCCAGCCAUCCUGUGCACACAGUAUCUGUGGUGUGUGUUAGA
Molecule: messenger RNA, 4839 nt
Organism: Thunnus maccoyii (southern bluefin tuna)
Lineage: Eukaryota; Metazoa; Chordata; Actinopteri; Scombriformes; Scombridae
Gene: iqsec1b
Product: IQ motif and Sec7 domain ArfGEF 1b
Exons: 13
Coding region: 307-3354 (1015 amino acids)
Biological process (GO): actin cytoskeleton organization; regulation of ARF protein signal transduction
Molecular function (GO): protein binding; guanyl-nucleotide exchange factor activity
Source: RefSeq, a predicted model, not a curated record